Microsporum canis CBS 113480 is the source of this 792-nucleotide messenger RNA. RefSeq lists its product as hypothetical. Gene Ontology annotation, cellular component: endoplasmic reticulum membrane. The record is from RefSeq and is a predicted model, not a curated record. The transcript is spliced from 4 exons. Bases 1 to 792 code for a protein of 263 amino acids. Gene Ontology annotation, biological process: fungal-type cell wall biogenesis; (1->6)-beta-D-glucan biosynthetic process. Lineage: Eukaryota; Fungi; Ascomycota; Eurotiomycetes; Onygenales; Arthrodermataceae.
AUGCAACUAAAGACCUGUGGGCUUCUGGCCCUCGGCGCCAUCGCAUCUUCUGUUGAUGCGUUCAGAAACACCUCUCCCUUCUUCCUCUUCUCGACCAACAGCUUCGAAACACAAUCCUCCCAACUGCAAUCCGCGAGCUCUCUCCUCUCUACGGUCUCGUCAGACCUCUCCUCGUGUCCAUCAGAUUUCUACAUCCUCGUCUCUCAGCCCGGUGUGCAUGUGCUAGACUUCAGUGACCGGAGAUCAGCACCGCGACUACGAGAGCGAGUCCUGAAACAGGACGGUGUCAUCAAGUCGAGCUUCACAGUCAGCGAAGUAGUGGGGGAGUUUGAUGCUGAUUCACUGCAGAAGCAGCUGGAGAAUACGUGUAAGGCGGAGACGGUUGUGGUGAACGGCGAUGAUGGCUUCCUUGCAACGCUGAUUGACCUCCUCCCAUCAUCCAACUAUACCGUCCUCUACACCACUACUCCACGAGGGACAGAGCCAAUUGCUGAAGUGGACAUUGGCCACUUCGAGAUGGGCGCCAACCCACUUCAGGACCCCCUUACCUUCAAAAGGGAGUUCCAGAGCCACCCCUCGCGUGAUGAUAAACCAAAGAAGAGGAACAAAAGUUCUUUAUUCUCCGAGUACCAGUUCCUAAGCCCUGGUCUUUUCAUGGGCUUGAUCACCACUGCCAUCCUAGGCACCAUACUCUACGUUGGUCUCUCUGCUCUGACCAGUUUACAGGUCUCGUAUGCGUCUUUUGAUAAGGAGAACGGCCCUGCUGGAGCUGCGGGCAAAAAGCAGCAAUAA